Messenger RNA from Ixodes scapularis (black-legged tick), 2277 nucleotides. Its product is annotated as membrane metallo-endopeptidase-like 1. Gene Ontology annotation, molecular function: metalloendopeptidase activity. Gene Ontology annotation, biological process: protein processing. Lineage: Eukaryota; Metazoa; Arthropoda; Arachnida; Ixodida; Ixodidae. The transcript has a single exon. Gene Ontology annotation, cellular component: plasma membrane. Bases 1 to 2277 code for a protein of 758 amino acids. The record is from RefSeq and is a predicted model, not a curated record.
AUGGCCGAACAGGGGGAUAUCCAACGGCAAUCCUCCUGCCCCCCUCGGAGGCACAUUCGGUCCAGGAGCCGGGGAUGGGCCGCUGCGCUCUGGAGCCUCACUAUCACCACCGCGGUGCUGCUGCUCGUGUCCAUCGUCAUCACAGCUUUCGUCACCACGACGCUUCUCAACCCCAGCAUCGGUCGACGCCAGAGAGCUCCAGCACCUAGCGAGCUUCCGAACCUUACGUCGCAAUCUCGCAGGGGUAUUUUGAAAGCUGGCGGUCGACACACGAAACCAUGCGACUCAAUCGCUUGUAUCGAACGAGCCAAGCUACUGCUUCGCCAGAUCAACAAGUCUAGAGAUCCCUGCGACGACUUCUACGCUUACGUCUGCAACGACUGGAAGCUGACGAGACCGCUGUCUCCUGGAGCAGAUCGGGUCUCCAUGGACACUGUGCUUGUGGAUGCGUAUGCCGAUCUGGUGGCUUCCCAGUUACAAGACACGGGAAGCCAGUUUCCUGAACUCGAUUUUCUGAUGGACCGCUGUUUGCACCCUGAGCCGGAACUCUUUGACGACCUGCUGGCCAUGUUUCUUGACGCGACGGAUAUGCGCCCAUGGAUGACCGGGUUGGCGAAGAUGAGGCUGUCACCAACCGAGUUAUCGCGCACGCUUGGUCUUGCAUUUCGCCAGCUGGCCAUCGACUCCAUCUUUAGAUUUUCAGUCUCUAAUGACAUCUUGAACAAGACCAAGCGGUUCAUAGCGCUGGGAGAGCCGUCCACUGUACUACUCCAUGGUCCACUCGAAGAAGGCGAGUAUGAGUUGGUUCACUUGGGAUUCAGCCCUGUCCUCAAUAUUUUGCGCAAGUUCGUAGAGACGGACGUGCUGCGAUUCGAAGACCGUCUCUCGCGUCUAUUUGCUCGACCACAGUUAGAUUCCGCGGCGAUGGCCGACUGCAUCAUCAUCAAGGUGCGGGACUUGCCGACCGUGCAAGGCAUCGAAUGGACCGAUCUUCUCCAGAGUGUAUUCGGGAAGGGGCUUCGCCCCAUCACAAGCAGAACCUACAUCAAACUAACUUCACCUAAUUACGUAGUGCGGCUCGCGCGGGGCGACGUGCUCAUCUCCAGCAGAGAUUUCAUGGGUUACCUGCUAUUUCGGAUGAUCAUGGUGCUCUCACCGCUCAUGAAAGACGACAAGGUCCGGAACGUCCUAGCGUCCAUCAGUUACGCUCGGCAUCCGGAGUUCGCGCAGCCUCUACCGCAGGCACAUUACUGCAUCCACUUGAUGAACCGGUUCGAGCUGAACUUGCCACUAUACAGCUCGUACAGAAUAACCAGUGAUUUACUGGGCGGCGACGCGGCCGUUCAGGACCUUAUAUUCACUCUACGUCGUGUCUUCCUCGAGCACUUUCAUGAAGAGCUAGGUCGACCCGGCGAAGACCUAAAGGCGGUGAUUCAAGAUAAACUCGUCGUGUUGUACUGGGAGUCGCUCAUACCGCGAGUUUUAACGAACGCCAGCCAACGAACCUUUUACACCGACGGCAUCUAUACGGGCAACUCGAGGUCGUCCACCGCGCACUUCUUCUACACAUGGAUUCGCAAAUCACUCGAGAAGCGACUUCUGGCACGCAUGGACUCGAAAGUGGUACAUCCUGGAUGGACCGGUGGCUUCCUGUCCGCGGAGCCGAGACUCGAACCACCUUACGAGAGCAUCGAAAUACCGCCACCAGUCUUCGAUUUCUUUCUCGACAAAGAUCCCGCACUACGGCCCAUUCAGGCUGCUAGGGUCGCGCCCAAGAUCUACAGGAGCCUCUUCAGGACCAUCUACCACUGGAUUUACAACUUCGAGUUUGAAAACGGAACGCGCGUAGCGCGCCACUUGGAAGACCUCAGACUCUGCCUGGAGCGCCAGUACUCUGCCUUGCUCUGGCUGGACAAGCAGGUCCAACUGAAUGCCUCUCGUACCUCCUGGGCCGACCUGUGGGACUUUAUGGCCUUGAGACCCUCGCUGGAAGCCUUUCUCUUGCUGGCAAGUCGCGUGUCAUCCAAUUAUCGGCUGCGCCUACUUGAGCACUGGACCACCAGUCAACUGUUCUUCGUGUUCUAUGCGGCAAACUUCUGCGAAAACAGCGACCGGAGGUUUCUGCGCAGGUUGGUGGCGCAUGGACCUUACAGCCCGGCUUGGUUCCGCGUGAAUGGGCCUCUUCGGAACUUUCCAGAGUUUCAGAGGGCAUUUGGGUGCAGGCGCGGCUUCUUCAUGAACCCAUCCAAUCAGUGCGCCUUGCGUGCGCAACGAUAA